AAUUAUAUCAAAACAACUCUUUUAAAACAUUUAACGGCUUCCGGGUAGCCUGGCUUCCGGUUAGCCGUUAGCUUGUCUGCCAACAUGGAUGACAGGUACGUGAAACCAGGUAACCAGGAGCGGGGAUGGAACGACCCCCCUCAGUUCUCCUACGGCCUUCAGAAGGCCCGCGGGCCACAGAGGAACCUCCUCAACAAGAGAGCAGCUCCAGCAGCUCCAGGAGCUCCGCCCACCAAUACCGGCACCUCAGACCCUCUGGCCCCGCCCCCAUGUGAUGUGACCCCGCCCCCUCUGUGCCCAGCGCGUCCUCCUGCUGGUGGGGUAGCCACGCCCCCUCCUCCUCCUAUUGGUCCAAAGAGAAGUCAGAAGGAUGUGGACAGCAGCCAAUCAGAGAGAGAGCCUGAUGUGGAGAAUGUGAUGUUGGUGCUGAACCAAUCACUGAGCGCCUGUAGACACACCGUACCUCAGCAGGUGUGUAAUGAUGUGGGGAAGAGGCUCCGCCUCCUGGAGGACAGCUGGAGAUCAGACAGACUCAGCCUACCUGUGAGGAGACGCAUGGAACACCUGUCUCUGGAGCUGGGUUCAGGUAACUGGGACUCAGCUGAUGAGCUGCAUCGCUCCCUGAUGGUCGAUCAUGUGACCGAGGUCAGCCAAUGGAUGGUUGGCGUCAAACGACUCAUCGCAGAGACCCGAAAGCUCAAACCAGAACUCUUAGAACCGGUCCAGGACCCUGCAGAACCGGCCCAGGACCCUGCAGAACCGGUCCAGGACCCUGCAGAACUGGCCCAGGACCCUGCAGAACCGGCCCAGGACCCUGCAGAACCGGCCCAGGACCCUGAGGAGGACUCUCUGUCUCAGUCCUGAUCCUGUUCGUCCUGCAGGACUCGCAGGUUUUUUCUUUGUUUGCAAACUUUGACUCUUUCAACCCGAACCAGGACCAGCUGCUGGUCCCGGGUCUGACCUGCUGCUGGUCUCGGGUCUGAGGCGACCUGUCAUGUGACCAGAUCACAUGUUUGGUUCCCGCCAAUCACAGCCGAGCUCCGAUCCAACGUUCAGACGAAUCAUCGAGUAAACACUAAAAAACAGCAAGAACCAGUUUUUGUUGUCAUCAUUGAAUCAAUAUUUAAUCAAUAUUUAAUCAAUAUUUACACCAAAUGUAACGAACCUGAAACAUUAAACUCAGUCUUCCAUU
Scomber scombrus (Atlantic mackerel) is the source of this 1192-nucleotide messenger RNA. RefSeq names its product steroid receptor RNA activator 1 (gene sra1). Gene Ontology annotation, cellular component: nucleus. NCBI's taxonomy places the organism in Eukaryota, Metazoa, Chordata, Actinopteri, Scombriformes, Scombridae. The record is from RefSeq and is a predicted model, not a curated record. Gene Ontology annotation, biological process: regulation of transcription by RNA polymerase II. The transcript has 6 exons. The coding region runs from base 85 to 864 and encodes 259 amino acids.